UUGCAGCAACCUCUCUCUCUCUCUCUCUCUCUCUCUCUCUCUCUCUCUCUGUAUCACUGCAAUUCAUCAUCAUCGACAUCAUCCUCUUCUUCUAUACUCCCAUGGCGGAUCCUCGCUCACCAACGACUACCGAUCUCUCCACUUUGCUUGGACUCAGCAACAAGGGCUCGACGAGCAUGUUCGACAUCUCGAAGGCGUACAAGUUCCUUCACCUGAAAUGGCACACCGAUAAGAGCCCGUCGAAUAAAACCGAGGCCGAGGCCGAUAAGGUUUUCAAUGGGAAGAAGAACGACGAAAGAGUCAUGAGCAGCGACGAUGCGACGACGUCGGAUGGCUCGUCACAUCACAACCGCAGCGUCGAUGACAGCCUCUUCUUUCGCCGUUCGUUCCUGUCAAAGAGUUCGAGUAGGAGGAGCCACACGCCGACCCCGUCGUCGUUGUCAAGGACGACUAGCCGGAUCAACCCGUCCUCGUCGGAUUUUAGUCCUCUCUCACGGAGCAUGAGCAGAAAGGCGGGAUCCGAAACCGAGGCUCCGGCCACCAUGUCAAGGAAUAUGAGCCGGAAAGGAAGCACCCCGAUCUUGUUCUCGCAGACGGCAGCCCGGCGAAAGCCCGCGCCAAUAGACAAAAAGCUGGAGUGCACGUUGGAAGAGCUGUGUCGAGGAUCUGUCAAGAAAGUUCAAAUCAAACGAGAUGUGAUUACUGACACGGGGAUCAUCCAAGAAGAGGAGAUGUUGAAGAUCAACGUGAAACCGGGAUGGAAGAAAGGGACGAAGAUAUCGUUCGAAGGGAAAGGCGACCAGCGACCGGGGUAUCUACCGGCCGACAUCAUCUUCUCGAUCGAAGAAAAGAGGCAUCCUCUGUUCAAGAGACGAGGGGACGACCUGGAGAUAGCGGUUGAGAUCCCGCUGGUGCAAGCCCUGACCGGAUGCACGCUCUCCGUCCCCCUAUUAGGGGGCGAGGAAAUGCGGGUUCCGUUCGACGAGAUCAUAUUCCCAGGGUACGAGAAGGCCAUCCCAGGCCAAGGCAUGCCGAACCCGAAGGUAAACAGCAAGCGGGGCGAUCUCCGGCUCAAGUUCUUCGUCGAGUUUCCGUACGAGUUGGAUGAUGAACAAAGGUCUGAAAUUCGUAGCAUUCUUGAGGGUUGUUGUUAUACGUGAUCCUUACAACUAGGGUUGUUUCUCUUUCUCUAAAUUUCAUAAUAGGAUUAAGAUUCUUGAUCUACAAUUAAA
Messenger RNA from Syzygium oleosum, 1232 nucleotides. RefSeq lists its product as uncharacterized. Gene Ontology annotation, cellular component: cytosol. The record is from RefSeq and is a predicted model, not a curated record. NCBI's taxonomy places the organism in Eukaryota, Viridiplantae, Streptophyta, Magnoliopsida, Myrtales, Myrtaceae. Gene Ontology annotation, molecular function: protein-folding chaperone binding. The coding region runs from base 102 to 1160 and encodes 352 amino acids. The transcript has 3 exons.